UUUUCCCCAGUUGUUUACUUCGGAAGAAUUUACACUGCUUUGAAUUACGAAUCUAGACAGAAAAACAAAUCGACAGCCAUAUACGCUACAGACGCAUGACGAAAGAACAGUCUACAUAUUCAGACAUGUUGAUGUGUCACGUACUACUAAUCAUGCUGGUAUGGAAUGUCAGAGCUGACCAAAACUGUCCAUGGGGCAAAUAUGGAGAUGGAUGUGACAAAAACUGCUCUGAUCACUGUAGGAUAUCACCUGAUCUGGGCAUUAUUCACUGUGACAGGACCAGUGGAAGUUGUUCUGAAGGAUGCAUUCCAGGCUGGUAUGAUGAUACAUGCAAUAAAGAAUGCAGCAAGAACUGUAUCAACUACACCUGCAAUCACCAAGAUGAAGUGUGUACAAGAGGCUGUAAAGAUGGCGAAAAGGGGAACUUUUGUGAAAUUUCAGGGGAAGAACAUGAAACCAAGGGGAAUGACAACACAACACCUCUAUGGAAGAUACUCGUCCCUGUUAUUGGCUUCAUUUUUGUGUUGCUAUUCUUCAUGGUUCAAAUCGGUAUCGGAGGUCAAAGGAAAAAUAGGUUACUCAAAUGGCCAAUUCCUGACUCACCACUACAUAAGGCCAGCGCUGAAGGGAAUCUGGACCGCGCGAAAGAGAUCAUGCAUGAGGAUUUAUUAAAUGCCAACUCUCGAGGGUCGUAUGGAUUGACACCAUUGAUGUUGGCAGCAUUGAAUGGGCACUACGAUGUCUUUGAAUAUCUCAAACAAGAAGGAGGUGAUAUGACACUAAAGGAUCGUGGCGGGGAUCACAUUCUCAGCAUGGCCUGUGUGGGGGGAAAUAUGGACAUAGUAAAGUAUGUAGUCUUACUUAAACCUACCCUUAUAAACAAAAAGAGAAUCGACGGAAGAACCGCAUUGAUGUGCGCUGCAUGUCAUGGGAAGAAAACCGUGUUUGAGUAUCUGCUGGAUGAAAAUGCUUUGUUAAUAGACAAUAAUGAUGGAGACAAUAUCCUUCAUUAUGCCUGCCAUGGAGGACACAUUGACAUUGUGAAACAUAUCAUCAAUAAGGCAAAGCUAAAUAUCAACACUAGAGACAUACUUGGAAGAACAGCAUUAAUGAUAGCAGCUACGUACGGACAUAAAGAUGUGUUUGAAUUACUUGUUGAGAAAGACAGUGACAUAUCACGCACAGAUAAGGAAGGAAACAAUAUACUCCAUAUGGCAUGCCGUGGAGGACAUGUGAAGAUGGUGGAGCAUGUCCUCUCACAGAAAUAUAUUGACAUCAACUGCCGAGGGCAGUAUGGGGGAACACCACUGAUGUUCGCAGCAUUUCAUGGACGCAGGGAGGUAUUUGACCUACUUAUGACGAAAGGAGCUAAUGCAACACUUGUUUGUAACAAGGGGAACAACCUCCUACACGUGGCUUGCAUUGGAGGAUCCGUAAAAAUGGUGAAGCACAUCCUGCAAAAGGGCCUAGUGGACAUUGACAGCCAAGGACAGGAAGGGAGGACACCGCUAGUGUUGGCAGUACAGUGGGAACGAGGAGCAGUGUUUGACUUACUUGUGAGCGAACAAGCUUCCAUGGUUGCAAAACGCAAGCACCACAUGAAAUUGCGUGACAUCCUCGCGUCAAAAGACGGUGAAGUAUGACGAAUUACAUAACACGCCCACGAAUGUCCAGAACAUAUUAUUAGUGACGUUGGUAUGAAUAAAUAUGGAUGAAACUUGAUGUGUAAUUCAAAACAGUAAAGACAACACAGCGAAAAGAUUAGCUCCUCAUUAUGACAUUGAAGAAUCUUUUUGAUUUUGGGUACGCAAGAAACAUAUGAUCGUGUGUCCGAAUCCCCGUUCGCUCCAGUUCUAUUCCUAGGCUGGUCAGCACAUUCACGUGCUCGAGGAUUUCACCAAAGUGCUAACAGUCUGAGACAUGUGUCAUAGCGACCGAUUUGGGACAACCUUUGUCUGAAAUGAACAGUCAAUUACAAAGGUUCAUUACAUUACCCUGUAUAGUCCGUCAACCUAAUUUGUAGACACCGUUUUUCUCAAAAUAAAUCUAAUUAGUUCAAAUUCAUGUAAUAAUAUGUACACACAUCGAAAUAUUUCCCUGUGCCAACGUUUUAACUUUCUUAAACUCUUGUGAAAAAGCUCCGGGGUAGAAUAGGUCUUCAGG
Molecule: messenger RNA, 2163 nt
Organism: Haliotis rufescens (red abalone)
Lineage: Eukaryota; Metazoa; Mollusca; Gastropoda; Lepetellida; Haliotidae
Product: protein TANC1-like
Exons: 6
Coding region: 96-1643 (515 amino acids)
Molecular function (GO): protein binding
Source: RefSeq, a predicted model, not a curated record